UAAUAGCCAUUCACCUGCAGCUCCGUGUAUCGAAAUGUUGACGUUUUUGUUUCGUGUCUGUUAAAAUUUUAUCUAGUUCUGCAAUCAUUUCAUGACGAGCUGUUUCGACUGUGUCGAGCGCAGAUAGGUCUACCUCACCCCCAAAUUCUGACACCAGUCCAGAAAGUUUAAUCGAACAAGUGAAUUGAUGCACCCAAUCAACAUUUUACUACGAUACGAUACCAAUCAUAUCCACUUGUCUACUCUGACGUUUCACGAUACCAAUCAUCAUUGUAGGAUGCUCAAUCGCUCGAUAAAUUGAACCAGACGUCGUCAAUUGAUUCGUGAAAGUGGACAGGUUACCAGUCCAGGUGGUAAGAACCGAUGACAUGGUACAUCAAUCGAUGAUAAUUUUCAGUGAUUACGCAUCUGGUACAGGGAUGAGCGCAUUGGCCAUUGAAUGGUCUAAUGUAAUGGAUUCUCUCGGCUAAAGUCUCAAGUCCCAAAACUCCUUUAGCUCAAGCUUAAACUAGUGCCUGAAGUGCUGACACUUCGAGACACUUCGAUGCGAGGACAGCCAAUCUGAACCUUGAUGAAGUGGAUGAAGUGAAAAAUCAUUCGAUGCAUUCAGAAAGCACAUCAGAAAAAAGCAAUGUCUAAAACAGAACCAAACUCGGCAUCUCCAGUUCCUGCGACUGUUCCCACAAUGGUAACGAUUCAGCCACCACCACAGUGUCGUAUGCUACGAUCUCCAAGUCACGAGAGCGUUACGACGGAUUUAUCCUUGUUCAGCGUAUCAUCAAUAGCCAGUGAUGCCAAGGGAGCCAAUCGUCUUGUAGGCUUCAAGUCGUACAGUGAUGUGCAGCUGGUGGGUCGUGGACCAUCACCAAAUCCAGAUACUCGUGAAAAUCAGAGUAACAGACCAGCGGACAUACCAGAGAUCCUAUGGUUCGAAGAAGAAAACGAGCUCAUUCGCAGUUGCGGUGCGCUGUCAUCAGCUCUCGGUCUUCAAAAAAGUUUCAGUACCACUGAUGUCUUUCAACUAUCAUCACCCGAAGCCGCAUGUUCACAGGGGCUUCGGUCGGCCGUCUCGGCAUUAGCGUUAGACUCAGCACAUCGUAAUGGCUUAUUGCUGGAGCAAGCAAGACUAGAUCAUGCAUCAAGAUCGUGUAGUACCUGGGUGGCUGUCGGUGAUGUUGCCAGUACAUCACAAUUACCCAGUCCGCAUGGUGGUACUGCACAACAACACUUAUCUACCCCCCAUCCACAAUCUAUACCGUUCACCGCUGCGGACCUAGUUAGAUCGGUUAAUAAGAAGGUUCGACAGAAUUAUAUUCGACGCAGAUUACUGACAACUUACCGUGCACUGGAGCGCCUGUCACAGAGCGAAUUCAAUCUUGAUAGGCUUGAAGCUGCAGCAUCAGCAGCUCAGGCGACACCUGGUGCGACGCUGGUUGUACCAGGUACUGCGUCAGCACUACCAGGAUCAACAAUACCAUUGCGGAAACCACGCGAUCAUCCACUGACAGUCAACGAUGUGGAAAGAGAACGUGGAAAACAGUUGACGAAGUAUGAAAGAAACAUGAUGAUAUUCAAUUGGCUGCACAAUCUUGAUGAUACACAAUGCGAAGAGAAACGAGCAGAGUGAUUUCAACUAGUGAAAAGUAUCUCAUGACGCUUAAUACUCCGAGUGAAUGUUGAAAUGCGCUGUAAUCCCAUAAUGGACCCUGACAUCGUUCCCUCAGCCCGCGGUUUUUGCUGUGUACAAUUGUAUCACUCGAUGACAAUUGACGAUCAAUUUCCUGGAAAUGCGAGUAGAAAUGAUAUUCUCAAAUUAUUUCAUAUCGAAUAUGUCAAUUAGAGACGGCUCUCGAUCGCAUCGACAAUAACUUCACGAACGGAAUAUGAAUGAAACUAAUCGUGCGUGUUCUAGCGCAUAAUCGAUCUUCAUUGACAUAAUAUGAAGAAUAUUUCUGUUAGCGCCAAAAUUGUCAUGCUAAAGCACAUCAGCAAGUGAAUUCUCAUUGUGCGGAAAAAUAGGUGUGUUGCCUAUGAAACUGCUUCGCAGUCUUGUUGCAUUGAACUUCAACUGUGUAAAUUGCAUUUAACUUCAACUGUGAAGGGCCGCAGUUGUGUUGCUAGGUCGUUUGAUUUAAUCUUUCGCUAAGAUGAUGUUCUGCGGUAAUCAUCAACAGUGAACAACUGGAGUUAUUUUGAAGGAACUAUUUUGACGGAUAGUUCAAGUUUAGAUUCCGGUUUAGAGCGGACAAAGAGAGGCUCAAGGUUUGGGGUCACCACUUUGGGAGAGUACCCCUUUAUUUGAUGAGGAUGUGCCUCUCAGAAAUGAGGAAGACAUUCACCCACAAUUUUGCACCUCAGUUUUGCACGACUUCCGAAUAUUGAACGCAUGUCUUUUUUCAAUUGAUGUUGCAAGGAGGGUACUGAAGACUAAAUUACGUUUAUGAUCACGAAGGUAACUCAAAAUUCUUCAUAGCAUGCGUAUUAACUGCAUCAAACGAGAUUUUUGUCUUCACUAACUCUGACUUUAUAGCCUUUAGCACGAUACCUUUUGUACCCCUUAUUCCUUAUUCGUCUCAUCCCGUCUCACGGCAUCACCAGACCCAUCUCCAAUUUUUUAGAAUCUACCACCAAAUUUCAGAGGUAGCAAUUACUGAUGAUCAGUGUUAUUCUAGGCAGUGUCCAGUAUCACCUAUGAUUGACAGAUUUCUGGAAAUCAGUGACAUGUCCCUAGAAAUUAGUGAAAGGUUCCUGAAAUCUUUACCCUUUGUUGGCGACUUUUGCGAACAGCUAGGCCCAAAGUGUCGAAAUGAUUGUCUUCCUUUAUUUUUGAGAGAAAGGCUUUAGUGGUCCUACUCAUUGUAUUCUUCGAAUAAUGAGCGAUUCAAAGAAUCAAUGAUCCUAAAACCUGAACCUCUCUUUGCAAGUUAUGCUCAGAGGGCUUCCUACAUUCAUAGAUUUUUAUGAAAGGCGUUUCACGUAAACAGUUUGAUUUCCCGAUUCCACUGCGGUCCCUCCUUGUUGCUGAUUGAUUCUGAUCGCCUAAUGACUGGCCCAAAGAAAAUACUAUUUUAGAGGAAGACAUCCGUCCUGACUCGUCCAACUAAAUAAAGUAUCCAACACCUUCCGCGAUGUCUUUGGCCGUUGACCAUACUCUGAUAUUUGAAUUACAAUAACGGGAACUGACUAAUGACAUUCUAUUUAUUGUGGAUAAUUGUUAUGUUGGAAAGGAAACUAAUGCUGAUGUAAUUACUAAAGAAAUAGUUUGUAAUUUUUCGUAAUGAAUAUUGAGACGUGAAGAUUCAUCAUGCGUGUUCCUACCAGAGCCUUGAAUGUAUCACAUAAUUGACAUUAAAUAUGGG
Messenger RNA from Diachasma alloeum, 3359 nucleotides. RefSeq lists its product as uncharacterized. The record is from RefSeq and is a predicted model, not a curated record. Bases 632 to 1627 code for a protein of 331 amino acids. The transcript is spliced from 5 exons. NCBI's taxonomy places the organism in Eukaryota, Metazoa, Arthropoda, Insecta, Hymenoptera, Braconidae.